AUCGGGACGGUCUUUAACAGUGCGUUCUAUUGCUCGCAGGACACUGCGGGAGCAUCCACGAGGUAACACCGGGGAAUAGUAGCAGCGGCAAAGAGCACGCGCCGAAUCCCUGUUCCACUAUGCUACUGUUCCUGACAAAAAUGAAAAUUGUCUGCGCGAUCUCACUGAUGAGCGCCUCUUUACUGGGCACAUCCUGGGGGAGUCAUGGGGGCCUAUCAUCUAAACCACCAUGCAGACCAGGAUUUUCUGAAAGUUUCUACUCGGUGUUUGUAUCGAGGGAUAUACUUCAAGGACAGAGCAGUCUCAAAGAUACCACAGGGUCUUCAGGCCGUGUGGUGUUUGAAGAGUGCCGGGAUGGCAAGGCGGUGGAGUUUGGGAGCCAUGACCCCAGCUUCAGCGUGCGGACCGAGGGGUCCAGCCGGAAGGAACAGGGCGAGUUCCCGGGGAGCGGAAGGAGAGCUCCGGACACACCCGUCUGGGAGAACACCCUCAAGCUGGCCUUGGUGGAACACACCCCCUCUCCACCUGUCACUCAGACUACAGGGAAGGAAGGAGAUUCCACGGAGCCCAAGCCCCAACCUAGCAUCAUCAAGUUUCCUUGGAAACAACAGCAGAGCCCCAGUGUUCCAAGGAGGCAGAAACGGGACUGGGUCAUCCCACCAAUCAACGUGCCUGAAAACUCCAGAGGACCCUUCCCCCAGAUGCUCGUCAGGAUCCGCUCGGACCAGGACCGAGACAUCCAGAUCCGCUACAGCAUCACAGGGGCUGGUGCCGACCAGCCGCCCACUGAGGUGUACAACAUCGACCCGGUGGCGGGGAAGAUGUUUGUCACUAAACCCCUGGACAGAGAGGAGAGGUCCUCUUACCAUCUCAGAGCUCACGCUGUGGAUAUGAAUGGAAACAAGGUGGAGAACCCCAUCGAUCUUUACAUCUACGUCAUCGACAUGAACGACAACCGGCCGGAGUUCCGCAAGCAGGUCUACAACGGGUCCGUGGACGAAGGGUCUAAGCCUGGCUCUUAUGUGAUGAAGGUUACCGCCAACGACGCUGACGACGACACUACGGCCAACGGGAUGGUGCGCUACCGCAUCCUGUCCCAGUCACCCCGCAGCGCCAUCCCCAACAUGUUCACCAUCAACAGCGAGACGGGCGACAUCGUGACCGUAGCCCCCGGGCUGGACCGCGAGAGAGUGUCGCAGUACACCAUCAUUGUUCAAGCCACUGACAUGGAAGGCAACCUCAACUUCGGGCUGUCGAACACGGCUACGGCCCUCAUCGCCGUGACGGACAUCAACGACCACCCCCCGGAGAUGACCUCCAGAACGUUUUCGGGGGAGGUGCUAGAGAACAGAGAAGACCUACCAGUGGCUAACCUGACUGUAAUCGACUUGGAUCAGCCACACACUCAAAACUGGAAUGCGGUCUAUCGAAUCAUCGGCGGUGACCCAUCUGGCCAUUUCACUGUCCGCACAGACCCUGUCACCAACAACGGGGUUGUCACCGUAGUCAAGCCUGUGGACUAUGAGAUGAACCGUGCUUUCAUGCUGAACGUGGUGGUGUCCAAUCAAGCCUCCCUGGCCAGUGGGAUUCCCUCUUCUCCACUCUCCACUGCUGGGGUCACCAUCUCUGUGGUGGACGUGAACGAGCCGCCUGUCUUCCCCUCCAACCCCAAGGUCAUCCGCUUUGAGGAGGGCGUUCCAGCUGGGACCACACUCACCACGUUCUCCGCCAAUGACCCCGACCGCUUGAGACACCAGACUGUUAGGUACUCCAAGAUGUCCGAUCCUGCUGACUGGCUCAGAAUUAAUAACACCAAUGGACAGAUUGUGACCAUGGCUGUCCUAGACAGGGAGUCCAUCUACGUGAAGAACAACGUUUAUGAGGCCACCUUCCUGGCUGUGGAUACUGGCUCCCCGGUGGCCAGCGGUACGGGAACGCUGCAGAUCCACCUGCUGGACGUCAACGACAACGCGCCCGAGCUGCAGCCCAGGGAGGCGCAGAUGUGCGAGAGGAGGCGCAGCAAGGGCAUCAACGUGACCGCGUCCGACGCCGACGCCGAGCCCAACGUGGGCCCGUUCGUGUUUGAGCUGCCCACCUUCCCGCUCAGCGUGCGCCGCAACUGGACCAUCUCCCGUCUGGACGGGUACUACGCUCAGCUAAGACUGCGGAUCUCGCGGCUGGAGACAGGCGUGUACGAGGUCCCGGUCAUUGUGACCGAUUCCGGGAACCCGCCGCUGUCCAACAGGUCGGUCAUCAGGGUGAAGGUGUGCCCCUGCGAUGAGAACGGGGACUGCUCCUCUGUGGAGGCUGUGGCGGCGGCUGGCCUGGGCACCGGUGCUAUCGUCGCUAUACUCAUCUGCAUCAUCAUCCUGCUGAUCCUGGUGCUGCUCUUUGUGAUGUGGAUGAAACGCAAGGAGAAGGAGCGUCAAACCAAGCAGCUCCUGAUCGACCCCGAAGAUGAUGUCCGAGACAACAUUCUGAAGUACGACGAGGAGGGAGGCGGAGAAGAGGACCAGGAUUAUGACCUGAGUCAGCUGCAGCAGCCUGAGUCUCUGGAUCACAUCAUCACUAAGCCUACUGGUGUGCGUCGUGUGGAUGAGAGGCCCAUGGUCGCUGAGUCCCAAUACCCCGUCCGGCCUACCCUGCCCCACCCUGGAGACAUCGGGGACUUCAUCAAUGAGGGCCUGAGAGCGGCAGACAACGACCCCACGGCCCCGCCCUACGACUCGCUGCUGGUGUUCGACUACGAGGGCAGCGGCUCCACCGUGGGCUCGGUCAGCUCCCUCAACUCGUCCAGCAGCGGCGAGCAGGACUAUGACUAUCUGAACGACUGGGGCCCGCGCUUCAAGAAGCUCGCUGACAUGUACGGCGGGGGAGACGAGGACUAGGCCGAGGGCGGGCAGAGCCCCAACAGCACCGUCCGCCCCUGUCCACUGAGACGGGACCCAAAAGGUGGGUCGCCAUCGCCCACCCCUCAUCCUGCUGACUGGAGUCCAAACUCUUGGCUUUUUAAAUGGUUUUUAUUUUAGUGGCGAGUUUGAGUUUUUUUUUUUUGUGGUCUUGUUUCUGACAUUGUUGUUACUUCUGUUCUUCUGGAAAGGGAGCUCAUGUGAGCUCAGGCUUUCCCGUGCACACAGCAGGGACCAGAGUGACUGCACACCAGAAAAAGUAGAAGAAAUAAAAGUUUUGGUUGUUUUUUUCCGUUUUUCACUAAAGUGAGUGUGAGACGCUAUUCUGUCCUAACUUGAAUUCCUCAGAACAGGAGCACUGCUGUUUUAAAGUGCCUUUUGUGGUGUGCUUUAUUGGAUUCCCGCUAUCUCAGGAUUGGUUGCCAUUUGAAUGCUUUUGUGCUCUUUCUGACUCUAUCACAAUGAUGUGAAAAAUGUCCCCAUCAGCAACUUGGG
Messenger RNA from Conger conger (European conger), 3404 nucleotides. Its product is annotated as cadherin-4-like. Gene Ontology annotation, molecular function: calcium ion binding; cadherin binding. The transcript is spliced from 17 exons. The coding region runs from base 120 to 2888 and encodes 922 amino acids. Lineage: Eukaryota; Metazoa; Chordata; Actinopteri; Anguilliformes; Congridae. The record is from RefSeq and is a predicted model, not a curated record. Gene Ontology annotation, cellular component: adherens junction; plasma membrane; catenin complex. Gene Ontology annotation, biological process: calcium-dependent cell-cell adhesion; cell-cell junction assembly; multicellular organism development.